CAGGGCAAACAGCAGAGAAAGAACUGGGCGAGCGAGGGGGAUCGGGAGCUGGGGCGCCAGAGCUAGAGACAGCGGGCGGGCGAGGAGCUGGCCGAGGCGCGGGGCCAGCGGGCCGGCCGGGGCGACGGGCGGGUGAAGCCCGGGAGCCGCGGGGCUCGGUUGCGAGUCGGGCAGGGGGACGGGCUGAGCGCUGGGAGUGAGGCGAAGCGGCGGCUGCGGCGGGGGUGGAUGGCCACAAGGGCGCCGGGGAGCCGCGUCGGGCUUGUAGUCUCGGGCCCCCACGGUCCACUAACGCAGCCCCGGGGACCGCUGCGCGCCACAUUUCGCUCUCGCUGGCCCUGCGCCUCUCGGAGCUUCGGGUCUGAGCAUUUUGAAAACUGAGCUGUAGCCACAGAGUCCGCGGCGAGCCUGUUGAAAGAACCUACAAGUGUAUUUCGCAGCAUCUUGGGUGGAAAUUGGAUGUGAAAAUGAAGCCAGACCGAGAUACUCUAGAUGAAUAUUUUGAAUAUGAUGCAGAGGAGUUCUUGGUCUCUUUGGCCUUGUUAAUAACAGAGGGACGAACACCUGAAUGUUCUGUAAAAGGUCGCACAGAAAGUUUCCAUUGCCCUCCAGCACAGUCCUGUUAUCCAGUAACUACCAAACAUGAAUGUAGUGACAAGCUGGCUCAGUGCCGCCAAGCCAGGAGAACUAGGUCAGAGGUCUCACUCUUGUGGAAGAAUAACCUUCCAAUCAUGGUGGAAGUGAUGUUACUCCCAGAUUGCUGCUACAGUGAUGAUGGGCCCACCACAGAUGGAAUCGAUCUCAAUGAUCCUGCAAUUAAGCAAGAUGCGUUGUUAUUAGAAAGAUGGAUAUUGGAGCCAGUUCCUCGACAGAGUGGUGAUCGAUUUAUUGAAGAGAAGACUCUUCUAUUGGCUGUCCGCUCAUUUGUGUUUUUUUCUCAAUUAAGUGCUUGGCUGAGUGUUUCUCAUGGUGCUAUUCCACGAAAUAUUCUUUACAGAAUCAGUGCUGCUGAUGUAGACCUACAGUGGAAUUUUUCACAGGCCCCAGUUGAACAUGUGUUUCCUGUUCCUAAUGUUUCUCACAAUGUGGCCUUGAAAGUCAGCGUUCAUUCCUUGCCCAGACAAUCUAAUUAUCCAGUUUUGACCUGUAGUAUUCACACGAAUAUUGGCCUUUAUGAGAAAAGAAUUCAAGACCAUGAACUUAAAGUCCAUCAGCACCGCAAUUCUAAUGAAGUAGAACAAUGUAGUACGAAUAGUUCACAGCAUCUGUGUAGCAAACAACCUUGGACCAUGGCACCUGAAAGCAUAUUGCAUGCCAAAAAUGGCACAACUUCAGAAUAUACUGCAGCUGUCAGAAAUGUCAAACUGUAUCCAGGCACUGGCAGUAAAUCUGACUAUGGAACAUGUCAAGCCAAUAUUCAGAGCUUCAGUGGUAGAGGAGACAAACGGUCACAUGAAACACCAAUGAGAACUUUAAAAUCAUUUUCAAUGAUUGAUUCCAGGAUUUCUAGCCACCAGAGUUCCUGGCAGUCAGUUGGUGAGACUAAUCCUUUAAUAGGCUCUUUAAUUCAGGAGCGACAAGAAGUUAUUGCAAGAAUUGCUCAGCAUUUGAUUCAUUGUGAUCCAAGCACUUCACCUGUUUCUGGACAUCCAUUUAAUAUGCAAGACUCUAGUUCACUUAAUUCAAAACUUUUCCGAGUUUCAAAAGAAAAUGAAAAUGUGAGAACAUAUAAAGAAACUUUCUCCAUUUCUUUUGGUAGUCCAGACCUCACCUCCUCAGAAGACACCAGUGAGGGGAAAAUUCAAGUAAAACCAGAUACUUCUCGAAGUGAAACUGGCAAUUCCAGUGGUCUUUAUUCUCGUCAGUCUGUUGGUGAGACAAAUCCUUUGAUUGGCUCUUUACUCCAGGAGCGACAAGAUGUUAUUGCAAGGAUUGCUCAACACUUGGAGCAUAUUGACCCAACAGCAUCACAUAUACCCCGGCAGUCAUUCAACAUGCAUGAGUCCAGUUCAGUUGCUUCUAAAGUGUUUAGGAAUACAUAUGAAGGCAAAACUUUGUGGAAGAAAAACAAGGAUGAUACCUCUGUUUCCAUUUCCAAUACAAAAUUUUCCUUGUUAGAAGACAGUUGUGAAGGGGAAAAUUUAAUACCUAAUAAAUCAUUUAGUUCUUUUAAAUGCAAUGGUAAAGUCAAAUCCUCUUUGAAACCUCAAAUAAGAAGAAAUCUGUAUCAGGACAAUCCUAGUGAAACCAUCCAAAACGUUUUUCAAGAGACACAGAACAAAGCCACUAAUUUAUUGACUCCCUCAAAAAUGCCUCACUGCAAAAAAAAUAAUUUAGAUUUGACAGUCAGAUUGGAAAAUACACUUUUUGAGUGUCAAUUUAAGGAGCAAGAAGUUAGCAAUGAAAUUGAUAAAAAGUAUUCAAAUUGCAACAGUAUCGACCAACAGAUUUACACAGAUAAGUAUAAGGAAAAAAGAAUAAAAAAUGAAAAUUGUAAUCCAGAAUAUUUUAACAAUCAUGAAUUUGAUAAUUCCCCAAAAAAUGACUCAAAAAUAAAAGCUAUGUUGGAAAUGUCUGAAUAUUUGAACAAAAAUGAAAGCACAUGCUCAAAUAAAGACUUAAAAAAGCCCAAGACAAGUGAGCAAAAUACUCAACUUAAUAGUAUAGAAAAUUAUCUCAAUAAAGAUAAAGAAGUUUGCAAAUGCAAAAAGCCAGACCUAUUAAAAAAUGAACAGGAUAAGAAAGAAGACAUAAUUGAUGAAAAAUCUCAAAACUGUUCUCAGAGAAAGAAAGUAAAAGACUCUUUGUCUACAUGUGAGCAACUGAAAAAUACAGAGGUGUUGCAGAAGACUAUACCACUGAAACAUUCAAGUGUCUGGCAGAAACAUAAUUUUCAUUCCUUAGAUGGGACUUCAACCAGAGCUUUUCAUCCUCGAACUGGAUUGCCUCUUCUUUCAAGCCCUGUUCCUCAAAGAAAGACACAAUCAGGUUGCUUUGAUUUGGAUUCUUCAUUACUGCAUCUGAAAAGCUUAUCAUCUAGAAGUUCUCGGCCGUGUUUAAACACUGAAGAUGAUCCAGAUAUUCAUGAAAAACCAUUUCUGAGUUCUAGUGCUCCACCUAUAACAAGUCUUAGUCUCUUAGGAAAUUUUGAGGAGUCUGUCUUGAACUAUCGUUUAGAUCCUCUUGGUAUUGUUGAUGGUUUUACUGCCGAGGUAGGGGCAAGUGGUAUUUUCUGCCCCACACAUUUGACCCUUCCAGUUGAAGUAUCAUUCUACAGUGUUUCAGAUGAUAAUGCUCCCUCUCCUUAUAUGGGUGUGAUUACUUUAGAGUCCCUUGGUAAAAGGGGUUAUCGAGUACCUCCUUCAGGAACAAUACAAGUGACCUUAUUUAAUCCUAAUAAGACGGUGGUGAAGAUGUUUGUUGUGAUAUAUGACUUACGAGAUAUGCCAGCUAAUCAUCAGACAUUCCUACGACAAAGAACUUUUUCUGUACCUGUUAAACAAGAAAUGAAGAGAAGUGUUAAUAAAGAAAACAUCCGACAUACGGAAGAACGGUUAUUGCGCUACCUCAUACAUCUGAGGUUCCAGAGUUCUAAAUCUGGAAAGAUCUACCUCCAUAGAGAUGUACGGCUCCUGUUCUCUAGAAAGUCAAUGGAAGUUGAUAGCGGUGCUGCGUAUGAACUCAAAUCUUACACUGAAUCGCCAACAAACCCUCAGUUUUCACCAAGAUGUUGAUAAGGAGUGACAAUUUGAAGUAUUUGCUCAGUGCCCAAGUUUGAAAGUAAAAAUUAGCAUAGAACAGAGUGCACCAAUUAACAACCAGGAGGGUGGAUCCUCUCCUGUUAUCCUGGACCAGUUUUUAUUAAAGGAUUCCUGGAAUGAGAUCCACAUAUUCCAAGUAGACUGGAAACACUCAUGUCCUAAUUCGUUUUGUACUGUUGAAACCACUUCAUUGGACGUGUUGCAAUAGCAAGCCCCCCGCCCCGGCAGUUAGAUUAGUGUUUACACAUUUUAUUUCUCAGUUAUUUAAUAUUUAAUGUUUUCCUUAAUACUCAAGUGAUGUUUGUCUCUAGUGUUCUAAUGUAGCACAAAUCCUACGUAAAAUCAUACUAUGUAUUUUUGACAUUAAUGUUGAAAUCCAAAAUAUAUGCACAAAUCUUUAA
Messenger RNA from Suricata suricatta (meerkat), 4162 nucleotides. It is a transcript of the gene ATOSA, whose product is annotated as family with sequence similarity 214 member A. The record is from RefSeq and is a predicted model, not a curated record. Lineage: Eukaryota; Metazoa; Chordata; Mammalia; Carnivora; Herpestidae. The transcript is spliced from 13 exons. The coding region runs from base 468 to 3734 and encodes 1088 amino acids.